This is a messenger RNA of Vigna umbellata (rice bean), 2119 nucleotides long. The record is from RefSeq and is a predicted model, not a curated record. Lineage: Eukaryota; Viridiplantae; Streptophyta; Magnoliopsida; Fabales; Fabaceae.
AAUAUAUUGCUUCCAUUUUGAUUCGAAGAGAGAAAUAGAAGAGAUAGCUACGAAGCUAAGCUUCUCCAAGCUGUGACCCACCGACUGUACCAGAGAAACACUUUCCUCCACUCUCUCUUCUCUUCUUCUUUCUUUCUUCCACUGCUAACAGUCAAUUCCUCAACCCUAAUAACCGUUUUCCUCGCUGUUCUCUCUCCCGAUUUCUAACAUUCCUCCGCCUUUCGCUCCUUCCGGCCACCGCCAUGGCAGUCGUUUCGCGAACUACCACCACCUACUCCUACAGCCACUUAUCCCGACGACACUUCGAUAGGGAAACCAAAGCCUCUGCUGCCAACACUUUGUCAUGCUCUGCCUGGGUUUCUGCUAAGAAGCCUUCUCCGACGCAGAGGAUUGCCACACGUGGGGGAAGAGUGAUUGUUGCUGCUAGCCCUCCCACUGAAGAUGCCGUGGUUGUCACGGACCCACUCACCAAGCAGGAUCUUGUGGACUAUCUUGCCUCGGGUUGCAAGCCCAGGGAAAACUGGAGAAUAGGUACUGAACACGAGAAGUUUGGUUUUGAGUUUGGAAGUUUGCGUCCUAUGAAGUAUGAGCAAAUAGCAGAAUUAUUGAAUGGAAUCGCUGAGAGAUUUGACUGGGAUAAAAUAAUGGAAGGUGAUAAAAUUAUUGGACUCAAACAGGGAAAGCAGAGCAUAUCAUUGGAGCCCGGUGGUCAGUUUGAACUUAGUGGAGCCCCCCUUGAAACCUUGCACCAGACUUGUGCUGAAGUUAAUUCCCACCUUUAUCAGGUUAAAGCUGUAGCUGAGGAAAUGGGAAUUGGAUUUUUGGGAAUUGGUUUCCAGCCAAAGUGGGGAAUCAAAGACAUACCUGUAAUGCCAAAGGGAAGAUAUGAUAUUAUGAGGAAUUACAUGCCUAAAGUUGGUUCUCUGGGGCUUGACAUGAUGUUCAGGACAUGCACUGUACAGGUCAAUCUGGACUUUAGUUCAGAAGCAGACAUGAUCAGGAAAUUUCGUGCUGGCCUUGCUCUACAGCCUAUAGCAACGGCUCUUUUUGCGAAUUCAGCUUUUAAAGAGGGAAAGCCAAAUGGUUUUGUCAGCAUGAGAAGCCAUAUUUGGACCGAUACUGACAAGGACCGCACAGGCAUGCUGCCUUUUGUCUUUGAUGAUUCUUUUGGGUAAGAUAUUUUCCAAACCUUUCUAAUUCUAGGCUUCAUUUAAUACUUUGAUGUUAUAAGAAGCAUUGAAAAGAGAACUUUUUAUCUUUUUGCUGAUUUUCUUAUCCUUCUUAUUGGCUUCCAAAAUACAUGUAUUGGGAAAUAUACCCGUAGGGCAUUUAAACUUGAGAUAUAAGAUUCCGAUCCCUAAAACUAUUUUUUACCAGAUAUUAAAGGAGAGUUCGGGUGUGAUGAAAUUGAGGGUCACUGUUCUACUUAAGUAGGAUACUGUGAAUUUUUAACACUUUUGCCUCUGAAGUUCUUCUGCUACCGUGAUAGGUUUGGUACCAUUUACAAAAGAAGGAAAAGAUAAGAUAGUUAGUACAGCUGUAAUUAAAUUGCUGUAACAGACUCUAAUAUAGUUCUAUCAUACCAUUAUAUCCACACCGUCCAACUCAUUCCUUGAUGAUUUUCUUCUAUGACCUUUUUUUAACUUAGGGUUUGGCCGAAAUUCAAGGGGUUAAAAAACUGAAUGAUGUACUUAAAUACAAAAUUCAAGGACUACUGUUUUUUUUUUCUUAUAAGAAAAAGGACUACCAUGAUGACUACAUCAAGACUGAAGAAUAUGAAGAAAAAAUCAGUAUGCAUAGAGCAUAAUUUGUUGUUUUAGUGAUGUUUGCUGAAUUUACAUGGGUAUUUUGAGUAAGAUAGAACAGAACAUUUCAUAGAGAAUUUAGAGAUCAGAAUUUCUUUAUUAUUCAAAACAAUGCAGUAUACAGUUUCUCGGUAUCUUCGGUAUCUAUAUACUCUUGAUAGACUAUUGGAGAUGUAUUCUAGGCUAUAAUUAAUUUAGUGCCACUCCCUAGGCACCAAUACCCAUGAAUAAUAAAUGCAUAUAUCAUUUAUUCUGGACCAUACUAUUCUUUAUGUGCAUUAACUAUUAACAUUUCCAACAAUGCUGGAUUUAUC